UUUCCUUUUUUUUUUUUUUAUCAGUUUGCACAAUCGCGUAGAUAAACACCGAGGAAGAGAGUCUCUUUAAUUAUCAAAGACACAUCUUUCCAGGGGUCCAACAAAAGCGCUAUUUCACCCGCCAAAGUAAAGGAGAGGUAUUCCACUUUUAGAAGCAAGAUGCAAGCCAUCUGGGACCUUGAACAAGGGAAAUAUGGUUUUGCGGUACAGAGAGGCAGGAUGCCGCCCACCCAGCCGACCCACGGGCAGUUUGCGCUGACCAACGGGGACCCCCUCAACUGCCACUCGUACCUGUCCGGAUAUAUUUCUCUGUUGCUGCGCGCCGAGCCCUACCCCACGUCGCGCUUCGGCAGCCAAUGCAUGCAGCCCAACAACAUCAUGGGCAUCGAGAACAUUUGCGAACUGGCCGCGAGGAUGCUCUUCAGCGCCGUGGAGUGGGCCCGCAACAUCCCCUUCUUCCCGGACCUGCAGAUCACCGACCAGGUGGCCCUGCUUCGCCUCACCUGGAGCGAGCUGUUCGUGCUCAACGCCGCGCAGUGCUCCAUGCCCCUCCACGUCGCCCCGCUCCUGGCCGCCGCCGGCCUGCACGCCUCGCCCAUGUCCGCCGACCGGGUGGUCGCCUUUAUGGAUCACAUACGGAUCUUCCAAGAGCAAGUGGAGAAGCUCAAGGCCCUGCACGUCGACUCCGCCGAGUACAGCUGCCUCAAGGCCAUAGUUCUGUUCACCUCAGAUGCCUGUGGCCUUUCGGACGUCGCCCACGUGGAGAGCUUGCAGGAGAAGUCCCAGUGCGCCCUGGAGGAGUACGUCCGGAGCCAGUACCCCAACCAGCCGACGCGCUUCGGGAAGCUCUUGCUGAGACUCCCCUCCCUGCGCACCGUCUCCUCCUCGGUUAUAGAACAAUUGUUUUUCGUCCGUUUGGUAGGUAAAACCCCCAUCGAAACCCUCAUCCGGGAUAUGUUACUGUCCGGCAGCAGUUUUAACUGGCCGUAUAUGGCAAUUCAAUAAAAAUUAAAAAAAUAAAAUAAAAUAAAUAAUUUUUUUUUUUUUUUCUCAAAGUAAGAAGGGGGAGUGAAACAGAGAAACAAAAGGCCCAAGAGACUGGUUUGUUUGCUUAAAUUCCUUCUGUUAAGAAAGGAUAUAAAAGAAUGUUACCAGUUUGCUAAAAGAAGAGAGGAAAGAUUUAAUGGACUGUGAAUUUCCAAAAAAAAAAAAAAAAAAUUAAAAAGACUGUCAAGUGAACUUUUACAGAAUGCAUUAAAAAAAAAAACUCCUGUGUCCGUCAGAACAACUUGCUACUUUUUUUUUUUUGUAUAAAAAGGAAAUUAGUCGUUUUUUUUUUUUCUCCUUUUGGUAAAUUUUUGAAAAAAUAUUGCUAAAAAGUGCAUUUAAGGAGAUUGGGAGAAAAUUAGCAGAAUGGAGAAAGUCUCUCUCUCUCUUUUUUUUUCUUCCCCAAAUUAUUAAUUGUCCUGUGUCUAUGUACCUCUAGCUGUUAUUUCUUUGUACUUUCCUGGUUCCAAACCAGUUUAUUCUGUGGUUCUAUAAUAAGUUUUGAUAUAAUCUUGGCUUCUUAAAAACUGUGUAUCCUUAAAAUAUAUGUUCUGCAAGAAUUAAAACCGAGUCCAUGAAAAUAUCAUAGGAAGACAUAAAACUUUAAAAGGCAAGUCAGAGGUGAUGGGAGCGCACUUAGAGGUGGUGACCAAAAAUUUUAGGUGACGCGGAGCACUGUUAAUUUGAAAAUUGGAGGAACCACGUACAACACUUAACUCCCCCUACCCUGCCCUCCUCCCCCCCCCAAAAGACACCGAGACACAAACCUAGCUUUUUAAAAAUAUUUUAAGAAAGAGAAUGAACUGUGGAAUUUAUUGGCAGCCCAGGAAUGUGUCCAAGACACGUGCUGAGGUUUUCAAUAAAACGUGAACUUUUGUAAUUUGAAUUGAGUCCCGCUUAGUUCUUGAAUUGUUAUGAAAACCGUAUAUCUGUUUGUACAUUUGCAAACCCUUUGUAUUAUAAUUGUUGAUAUUCCCUUUUUAAAAGAAAAAAAAAUGCCAUUGAAAUCAGCAUGACAACUGUUGGCACUUAUAGGUAAUGUGAUUGAGUCCCUACCUUAGAGUUUACAGUUUGUGUUUUAAAAAAAAAAAAACUGAAGGUUUUUUUUUUUUUUUAAGUGCAACAUUUCUGUAUACUGUAAAAGUUAUAAUAACUGAACUGUUUGGUCGAGUCUUUGUGUGUUAUAUUCCAAGGAAAAUUUGAAAGUAUUCAGAAAUUAAAAUAUUAUUUGAUAUCUGAAA
Molecule: messenger RNA, 2288 nt
Organism: Miniopterus natalensis
Lineage: Eukaryota; Metazoa; Chordata; Mammalia; Chiroptera; Miniopteridae
Gene: NR2F2
Product: nuclear receptor subfamily 2 group F member 2
Biological process (GO): regulation of DNA-templated transcription
Molecular function (GO): sequence-specific DNA binding; DNA-binding transcription factor activity; zinc ion binding
Source: RefSeq, a predicted model, not a curated record